Molecule: messenger RNA, 444 nt
Organism: Penicillium taxi
Lineage: Eukaryota; Fungi; Ascomycota; Eurotiomycetes; Eurotiales; Aspergillaceae
Product: putative ubiquitin conjugating enzyme (UbcD)
Exons: 5
Coding region: 1-444 (147 amino acids)
Biological process (GO): protein polyubiquitination; ubiquitin-dependent protein catabolic process
Cellular component (GO): nucleus
Molecular function (GO): ubiquitin conjugating enzyme activity
Source: RefSeq, a predicted model, not a curated record
AUGGCUCUCAAGCGCAUUAACAAGGAACUCAGCGACCUCGGACGGGAUCCCCCCUCAUCUUGCUCCGCUGGUCCCGUUGGUGAUGACUUGUUCCACUGGCAGGCAACUAUUAUGGGUCCCGGUGACUCGCCUUACUCGGGAGGCGUCUUCUUCCUCACUAUCCACUUCCCUACCGACUACCCCUUCAAGCCCCCCAAGGUCAACUUUACCACUCGCAUUUACCAUCCCAACAUCAACUCCAAUGGAAGUAUUUGCUUGGAUAUCCUGCGUGACCAAUGGAGCCCGGCUCUGACCAUUUCCAAAGUGCUGCUCUCUAUCUGCUCGAUGCUCACAGACCCCAACCCGGAUGAUCCCCUCGUGCCCGAGAUCGCGCACGUCUACAAGACCGAUCGCCCCCGUUACGAGGCUACUGCACGUGAGUGGACUCGCAAGUAUGCCAUUUAA